GCCCGUGUUUUGUUUCCGUUUCUCUCCCGGCGGCUCCGCGGCCCCAUUUCCGUUUCGGGUUCAAACAACGCCAUGGAGGCGCCGCGGGAAGCGGGGCCCGCGGGCAGGCGGCGGCGGCGGGGCAGGGCUCAUGGGGUCGGGAAUGGGAGUGCUCCCGCCGCGGGGAAACUCAUCCCCGCUCGUAAAAACCUUGGCUGGAAGCGUGACUGGAUGUGUGGCGUCUCGGGGCUCUCCCCUUGCAGCGCUCUGUUCUUAAGACAUUGCAGCCAUGACUAAGAGAGAGGCAGAGGAGCUGAUAGAAAUUGAGAUUGAUGGAACUGAGAAACAGGAAUGCACAGAAGAAAGCAUUGUCGAGCAAAGCUACACCACCGCAGAAUUUGUUAGUCAGGCUAUUGACAUCAGUGAACCCAUUGGAAACCUUAAGAAGUUGCUGGAACCCAGACUGCAGUGUUCCUUGGAUGCACAUGAGAUUUGUCUGCAAGAUAUCCAGCUGGACCCAGAUCGAAGCCUUUUUGAUCAAGGAGUGAAAACAGAUGGAACAGUGCAACUCAGUGUACAAGUAAUAUCUAGGCAAGGGAUGGAGCCCAAGUUGAACAUCCUGGAAAUCGUGAAGCCUGUAGAGACCGUGGAGGUUGUGAUUGAUCCAGAUGCUCAUCAUGCAGAGGCUGAAGCUCACCUUGUUGAGGAGGCUCAAGUGAUCACCUUGGAUGGAACAAAACAUAUUGCAACAAUUUCAGAUGAAACGUCUGAGCAGGUGACACGAUGGGCUGCAGCACUGGAAGGCUACCGGAAGGAGCAGGAGCGCCUUGGGAUACCUUACGACCCAGUUCAGUGGUCAACAGACCAGGUGCUCCACUGGGUGGUGUGGGUGAUGAAGGAGUUCAGCAUGACUGACAUCGACCUCAAUGCACUCAGCAUUCCUGGGCGGGACCUCUGCAACCUCAGCCAAGAAGAUUUCUUCCAGCGUGUCCCACGGGGAGAAAUCCUCUGGAGCCACCUGGAACUUCUUCGAAAGUAUGUGUUGGCUAGCCAAGAACACUCUGGAGAAAUAGCAACUGUUACAAUUGAUCAGCCUGUGCAGAUUAUACCAGCAUCUGUACAGCCUGCUACCCCAACCACCAUCAAAGUGAUAAACAGCAGUGCAAAAGCAGCUAAAGUACAGAGAGCUCCGAGGAUCUCCGGGGAAGAUAGGAGUUCUCCUGGGAACAGAACAGGGAACAACGGCCAGAUCCAGCUGUGGCAGUUUUUGUUAGAACUUCUGACAGACAAAGAUGCUCGGGACUGUAUUUCUUGGGUUGGUGAUGAAGGAGAGUUUAAAUUGAAUCAACCUGAGCUGGUUGCACAGAAAUGGGGACAGCGCAAGAACAAGCCCACAAUGAACUACGAGAAGCUUAGUCGGGCUUUGAGGUAUUACUAUGAUGGAGACAUGAUCUGCAAGGUGCAAGGCAAGAGGUUUGUGUACAAAUUUGUGUGUGACCUGAAGACUCUGAUUGGGUACAGCGCGGCAGAGCUGAACCGCUUGGUCACGGAGUGCGAGCAGAAGAAGCUGGCCAAGAUGCAGCUCCAUGGCAUUGCACAGCCAGUUACAGCAGUGGCACUGGCUACAGCAUCCCUGCAAGCAGAGAAAGAUAAUUGAGCACUGGGACCUGUAAGUGGGAACCUGAGGCCUUUCCUCUAUAACCAGAGCAGUUGGAUCAAGCUCUUACCUUGAUCAGAAUUGGAAACGUCUUUUGUUUCUUGAUUGUACAAUAUAGAGCAUGAAUUUCUAUAAAGAACUCAGAUGUGCAUAAAUUUGGAUCUUUUAACAGCAUAUAUUUUAAUGUAAGUUAAGGGAUCACCCCAACUUCUGCAGCUAGUGAGAGGUGGAGCCCGUGACCACAGCUGUGCAAAGUAAUUUCUGCAACACUUUUAACAAAAAUUAAGUCUCUGUAGUCCCCAGGCUGAUCAGUUCUGUGAAUGCAGCCUUUUCCAGUCUUUUGUUCUCUGCUGAACUACCAAAUGGCAUUUGAUGCUUUCAAAGUUUACAAUAUAUUCGUUAUUCUGUUAAUCAAGUGGAGCUGAAAGACAUGUUAAAUGUUACAAAGCAUCAAGUUCUUAAAAUAGUUUCUGUGUUUAAAAGCAAAGGAAACUUAAGUUGAGACUUAACUGGAGAUCAGUGCUGAAAAAGAAGAUCCAGGUUUAGAUAUGGCUUAGGUGAAAAGCCAAUUAUGAGUAUUUCAUUGUAGCAUGCACAUAAUAUAUGAGGGCAAAUACCUGUUUUGGAAUACAUACUUGAUAUUGGCCAUUUCUCAGAAAGCAAAGGUGAACUACUUCCCCUCAUGCCAUUCCCCAUCAGGUAAUUCAAAAACUUGAAAAAACAGCCCUCACCCAAAGAGUAGAUUGUUUUCGUGGGGAGUAUUAAUGCUGUGUUCUGCAAGGUGCUUAUACCUGCAUGGUAGUCAACCUUAGUAUCCAAAGACUUAAGUUAAUCACAGUCAGUAGUCCCUGGUUAGGAACAGAAAGCAAAUUGAAAAUAGUUUUACAGAGAACUGUGGUUUAAUUUCCCAAUCAUUGUACAGUCUAACGUAUAUUAACUACAAAGAGGUACUUUUUAUUUAAAAUUAAAUUCUCUUUGAACUUCAAGUGAUAUUUUUAAAGCUACUUAAGCCAAAUGCAUGCUCCAGAGCUGGGUGCAAUUUGAAGUCUGGAUGAUGAGUCAGAAAUAGUUGGGACGUAUCCUGAAUUCUGAGCUACUCGGUGCUUCUUGCAAACUUACACAUGCAGUAAAAAGUCAGCUUCAGCUUUUGAGUUUCCAUACUGACAUCUGUUAGACUGCUUCUUUUGAUGUCUGAGAACAGUAUGAAUUGGGGGUUGCUUUUGCCUCUUCCUGCUAAUAAACAGCAUAAUUACUAUGUCAGCAUUGAUGUUCACCAACUUUUUAUAAAUUAAACCCCCUCUGGUUACACUUAAUAAUUACAAUGGAAGACCUUUAACUCUGUUAGGGAUCGAGCUAUUCUUAAACCUUAAAUCUGAAGUCCUUGAACAGUGAGAUUCUGAACAAAGUGUGUUUGUGCUGAGCAGUGAGAGCACUGGCUUGCUGCUCUUGAGCCAAGCAGAAAUGGUUACACUUGCAGGCAGAAGGCAGAGAAUACAAAAACUUGUUUGUAUCCUAAAGAUGUGUUGAAGACAAGGGUUUUUUGUAGGUGGAUGCUCAUCUGCAGAUAGUUUUUGCUUGACUAGAAGGUUUGCAUAUAGUUCUAACUUGUGUUUUUUCAUCGACAUUAUUAUAAAAUCAAAGUUUUUUUGCUGGAUUCUUUCAGUAGCUCUUACUUUUGUUUUCAUCCUUGAGUUCUUACAGCACUCCAUCUGCUGAGCAUGCUGAUAUCAUUUUGCUUUUUAAAAAAAUUGUAAGCCCUGAGCAAAAAAUGUAAAUGUAUCUGUCAUGAAAGGUCAACAUCACCCCUUUUCUUGCUGUUAGAGUUGAUGUCAAGUGUUGGAGGUGUCUUGUGCAGGAGAUGCAGGUUUGCUUUACCAAGAAUUAUGUGAAGCUGAUGUUUGAGGGCAGCAGCUCUGCUUGUAACAACAUUCCGUGACUAAACACAAGUCCAGUACAAGUCACUAGUUCUAGUUAGCAGAGUUCUUGAGAAGCCUUUUUAGUUAAAAUACAGGAUAAAAAGGAAAGAAGCUUAAAAUACCAGCUUUCUGUAUCAAACUGGACUGUGGGUAAACACACAGCAAAACUGAAAAGUAGUGUCAGUAUUUCAUCCCCCUGCCUCUUCUUGUUACAUGGUAAGGCCAGUGGGGAAAACUUCUGCUCCCAUCCUUUGUGAUUACAUCCUGUUGUUGCUCUGCAGCCUUUCAGUAGGAGUAAUGGUCCCUGGGGUUCUUUGUUGUGGCUCCAUCUGCUUUUCCACCAUGUUCCAAUUAGUAAAAAAAGAGCCUUUCAAGUGGUAUAAAAUUAUCACACUGUCUGUAGUUGAGGGAGAAAUCUGUGACUAACUUGAUGUCUUCAGUAAAACAAAAGAUGUAGAAUAUAUUGUCAAAGGAUUUAAUGUUGCUGCCAGAAGGAAAACAUAGAAUAUUCCCAAUUUUUGUAAAACAGAAAGGGUUUUGCAUACUUUUUACUCUUUAAAUAAAGACACUUAUACUCUGCUAAUUAUUACAAAUUUCUUUUGUGUUUUGCUUUUCUUUUUUUGUAAUUUUCCAUGAAACAAUUAUUUUCUAUUUUUACUCAGAUAAAGUAUUUGUGGAUAAAAUGUCAAUAUAGUAAAAUAAAAAUGUUAUACAGCUAAUUUGCCUUCUUAAUUUUUCAGACAUUUGUAAUGUCUUUCAGGGACAAGCAGUUCAAAGAUGCAUACCUGCCCUUUAUUCUCUUUUCUCUUAAAGUCAGAAACUCAGUACUGAAAGAAGGCAAACUCAGCUUACAUUCUAAAGAUGCAUCUUCUUUGACUCAGUAUUUGCCUAUGUGUUUCUACUUUUAAUCUGUAACUCAGUGUCCUUUAUUUCUGUUGCAGCUUCCUUUAACAUCUUAAUGGUAAAUCUCAGAAUGGUGCUUAGAUGAAACAAAUGGUGAAAACUCAGUAGCAGGACAGAAUGGAACCCUGUGAAAUUAUUCUGUUUAUGCUUUUAUCAGUGUUUAAAUCAGAAGGGUUCAUGUUGACCUGUAAAUUUUGGACUUUUUCAUUCCUGCAGAUGGCCCCAUUUACUUCAUGUGGCUCUGCUAACAAAACUGCUAGUACUGUCCAUGUUAAAAACAAGAUAAAAUUCUGAUUGUACUGCUCUUACUUUAUUUCUACUGAGACACAAUUUAAUAAUAUUCUCAUUAUACUUCUGGACUGCCAAAUUCAAGACUGAAAUAUUUUGUCAUCUUUACACCUACCACAUCACUUUAUUUUAAAAUGUUUAUGUUUAGCUUAGCAGCAACAACAUGUAAUUGAUGGAAAAUACUGUUUUUUAGACAUUUCAGUAACUUGUUGGACCUGAUGAUCUUAGAAGUCUUUUCCAACCAAAAUUAAUCUAUGAUUUUAAAGUUCACUUACUCCAGUAUCAUACUGAUGGAGGACCUAUUAUUUGGGUUUAUAGCUAUUAGUAUAUUUAUCCAGUGUGAGUUUCUUUUGGGAUUCCUAUCAUACAGAAAUUGUUAUUGAAACAAUGUACGGAAUUACAAUUAACAGCUUACAAUGUCUUUCUUAAUCAAGAUAAGCUGACGUGGGACUCUACUGCCUGAUCAAGAAACUGUUAUAUGGUCCAUGAACACAGGUUGGUGGGGAAUAUUUUUACUGACUGGACUGGGGAGUCUUGUUCUUGAAGGUCAUACAUAUUCUUAAAGGUUGUGGAUUUAAUAUUGCUGUGUCAGGGCUGUUAAAAUAUAUUUGGGUUGAUACUGUUUCAUUUUUUUCCUUUGGAAAAGUAAUUCUUAAUAUGAAUGAUGCUAAACAAGAAAUUAAUUAAAGGAAAGUAAUUAAUGAUUGACUGGUUUUGAGGGUUGUAGCAUGGAAGCCUGUGCAUUAGAUAUAUUAUUGCUCCAUUACAUUUUGCCUCAUUAUUUCAUGAUUGGAGCCCACAGAAUCUAAUCAUGCACCAAACUGAAAUUUUAACAUCUUGCAAUUUUAGAGUAUUGACAUCUUACCCAUUAAUAACUUGAAAUGAAGGUUAAAAAAUGCUGAAAAGGGAGAAACAAAUAUUGUCUGAUAUUGCAGAGGUCUGAUUUUAAUUAAAAUUACCUUUUACUUGUGAAACUGGACUUUUGAAAACAAAAUUAAAUACUUCUAGUGGCAGUUGUAUCAGAAGAUGGGUCUGGAAGCCACAGAACAGAUCUCAUUUACUUUGGAAAGACAGAAGAAUCAGUUGUUGUGUUUGUGGCACACAAUGUCCAUGUAACUUCUUUUUGUAGGUAUUGUGUCACUAACCAGCUGUGAUGGGACAAAAAGAAUCCAAAGAAGUAACUGAUUGUAGUUUUAAGCAACUUGUGCAGCUACUUAAUAAAAAUUAAGUCAGUUUAAAA
Messenger RNA from Passer montanus (Eurasian tree sparrow), 5983 nucleotides. It is a transcript of the gene GABPA, whose product is annotated as GA binding protein transcription factor subunit alpha. Gene Ontology annotation, molecular function: DNA-binding transcription factor activity, RNA polymerase II-specific; sequence-specific DNA binding. NCBI's taxonomy places the organism in Eukaryota, Metazoa, Chordata, Aves, Passeriformes, Passeridae. Gene Ontology annotation, cellular component: nucleus. The record is from RefSeq and is a predicted model, not a curated record. Gene Ontology annotation, biological process: cell differentiation; regulation of transcription by RNA polymerase II. The transcript has 10 exons. Bases 269 to 1636 code for a protein of 455 amino acids.